AUGCAGCGAGCAAAGACAUUAAAAUUCAAGUCAAGCCAUUCGAAGCCGUUCUUAACGGAAGCCAACACGAAGAACCGUGUGAAGCACGCGCUUUCGUUUCUUCGGUCGUCGUCGAAUGGAACCAUUUUCGACAACAUGAACUCAUAUGUACAUGUUGAUGAGAAAUGGUUCUUUUUGACGACAGUCAAGAAGUCUUUCUAUGCUUACGACGAUGAAGAACUUCCGAAGCGCCAGCUCAAGUCCAAACAAUCGGCAGAUGUAGCGCCGUCGAUCAAGAAUGAGUCCGUCACACCGAGCCGACGCAGCUCUGCCCAAGCCUCCAUUGGUACGAGAGACACCAUGCAAAGUGCGGACCCGGUGCUACCACAGACCACAGUUGGCAUGGUGGCCUAG
Molecule: messenger RNA, 393 nt
Organism: Aphanomyces astaci
Lineage: Eukaryota; Oomycota; Saprolegniomycetes; Saprolegniales; Verrucalvaceae
Exons: 2
Coding region: 1-393 (130 amino acids)
Molecular function (GO): nucleic acid binding
Source: RefSeq, a predicted model, not a curated record